Molecule: messenger RNA, 842 nt
Organism: Cucurbita moschata (crookneck pumpkin)
Lineage: Eukaryota; Viridiplantae; Streptophyta; Magnoliopsida; Cucurbitales; Cucurbitaceae
Product: calcium-binding allergen Bet v 3-like
Exons: 1
Coding region: 67-666 (199 amino acids)
Molecular function (GO): calcium ion binding
Source: RefSeq, a predicted model, not a curated record
UUGCAAGGCCUUAUAAUUGGUCGAUGAAAUUAUGUGAAGACGCCAAUUUUGGUGCAGUGUUUGGAAAUGGACGGCGAAGCCUCAUCGGAAUCAGACGUUUCCCGACCACGGCUGUCGAAGAAACCGUCGAGUUCUUCUUCGUUCCAGCUCCGAUGCCCUAGCCUGAACUCCCUCCGUCUCCGUCGCAUAUUCGACAUGUUCGACAAGAACGGCGACGGCAUGAUCACCAGCGAGGAGCUGGGGCAAGCUCUGUCCCUGCUCGGCCUGGACGCGGAGGAAUCCGAGCUGGAUUCCACCGUGAACUCCUUCAUCCAGCCGGGAAAUGAGGGGCUGAGAUUUGAAGACUUCGCGGCGCUGCACCAGUCGUUGAACGACGCCUACUUCGGCGGACAGGACGGGGAGGUGAAUGAACAGAAUGAAGAAGAAAAGAGGAUGUCGCAGGAGGAGUCGGAUCUGACGGAGGCGUUUAGGGUGUUCGAUGAGGACGGCGAUGGGUACAUUUCCGCGGCGGAGCUGCAAGUGGUGCUGAGGAAGCUGAGGUUGUCGGAAGGGAAUGAGAUCGAUAGCGUUCAGAAGAUGAUCUUGUCCGUUGAUCGUAAUAAAGAUGGACGGGUCGAUUUCUUUGAGUUUAAGGACAUGAUGCGCAGUGUUAUUGUCCGGACAUGAUCCAUCCUCUCUCAUCCAUCAUCAUCCAUGCCAUGGAUCGAAUCCAACCUUGGGUUCUUUUUUUUUUCCUUUUUUUUAUUUUAUAAUAUUUGUUUUUAUUUUAUUUUAAUGUUUUUGUUUGCUUUGGAUUUUUCUAUACAAAAAUCAUCAACCACACAGUAUUUUCCUUUCAUCCA